AAUUCGUCAUUACGCUUUCAGGGCAUGUACGUAGACUAGCUCACGAAAUGCGAGCGAGAAGUGUGGGUUUGCAUCGACAAAGAGCUCUCAGCAACCAAUCCACAACAAGACGUUGAAAAAAAAACACAUCUCAAGCGCUGCCAAACAUGACGUCUGGAACAAACAAAAGUCAGAGUGCAAUUUAUCGCAUGGCCACCCUCCCCGUGGUAAACUCGGCGUAUGUGCUUGUAUCCGUGCUUUACUGUGACACAAAGCGCACACACCCCUACAUCAAGUCCAUGUGCGAUGUGGUGGAGACCGGCGUGAAGAGCAUAACCUCAGUGGCUUAUGAAGGCGCCGCUCCCAUCUUUUUCAAACUGGAGCCGCAAAUUUUGGUUGUGAAUGAGCUUGCAUGCAAAGGUUUGGAUAAGCUUGAGAGCGCUUUCCCAGUCCUUCACAAGCCUUCCGAGCAGAUUGUCUCCAGUGCCAAGAGUAUGAUGUUGGAAGCGAGAGCGGCAGUGUCCAUCGCGAUCCACGGAGCCAAGGACUGUGUGUUGUACACCAUCGUUGGUCUGGCGGGGAGAACGAAAGGAGUGUUGACGGAGACCUUUGUGCUGAUAGAAGCUGGUGGGCUCAAUGUCGUGCCCAUCAGGAGAGCCGCCCGCCUGGCUAGCGACGGACUGGACUCUGCAUUGAGCAUGUCUGAAAUCCUGGUGGACCAAGCCCUUCCACCAACCGAUGAAGAGAUGGAGGAACAGGUGAAGACGGUGACAGGCUUUGAACUGGUUCCAGCCAGACCCGGCAACUCUGCCCGUCUGGUGUCCCUUACAACCAAACUGUGCCGGAGAGCCUACCGCCAGACAGCGGCCAAUGUGCACUCCGUCAGAGUCCACAGUCGGGAGUCCAUCUCCCUGCUCCGACACAGCAUGGACCUGGACAAGCUGGGCGGAUUGUUAAGAUGGACCAACCUAGGGAAGCAGGAAGUCAAGGAGACGGAGGUAGUUGGAUUGGCAGUUUUCAGUUGGUUUCAAGAUAUCAAGUUUUAUAUUCAAAUCCUUACCUCAUGUCAUCAGAAAGACGUGUUCCAUAGUCUGGUAGCAGCCGCAGGCCACCACAGCCAGCUGCACACCAGCAACUUCUCCCUGAGUUGGAGCCUCAACAACCUCCCCAGCCACCUCCAACAGCAGGCGCUGUGCAUGCUGCUAUGUGCCUCCCAGAUCUACAACAACUUCAGUGGGACCGCUGUCCAGGACCACACCCUCACCCUGGCUUCCCUGGAUGGAAUCCUGGACUACCUGGUCCACAACACGCCCCUCAACUGGCUGGUGGGGCCCUCCUUCAGCAGGAAGGGCCCUGUUUCUCCCAGCUGUCCAGAGAGCAAGAAGGCUUCUAGCAAAGCAUCCACAUUCCAGAAGAGGCGUAGUGCUCCAUUUCACCAGCAUUAAUGAUGCAAUUCAUAUUCUGGAAGUCAGGUGUUUAAUAAAUUUACAAUGCAUGUUCUUUGACCUUGUAUCACUAUUCUACAGACCGUUAGAUAUGGACUGUAUCUAAUAGCAUCUACAUGCAAGCAGUGGGUUUCAAAUCACCAGGAAGCCAUACUGAACCAUUCCCGGUAUAAGGUGCAUAAUUUGCUGUACCACAACCAUUGUCAGUCUCCCCUAACAUGCAACAGUGGUCCAAAAAAGGCCAUCAAACUGGGGCUGUAUAGAGGAAACAUCCUAGGCAAACUACUUUUAGCCUUAUCUAAGAGAAACUGAUGAUGGGUGUCAGUCCUAAUUAUUCUAGUCUAGAGCAGUGGUUCUCUUUUUACACCCUGUACCACCUCAGAAAAUAUGACUCUCCAAGUACCACCAUUAUGACAGACGUUAAAAUACAGUAGCGUAAGCCUACCCUAUUGAGAUACACAGUUAAUGCCGUAACUAUCGUAGAUGUUUGCAUGCGCCAAUACCCGGGAACAGUCAGGUAGUAGCGCAUGCCAACAUUUAUUUGUUUCGAAACAUAUUAUAGGGAAGGCCAAACUUAUUUUAAAUCACAUUUCAAUCAUAUCAUGGUUAAGGUAUUUAAAUAUUUCUGAGAUUCCUCCGCAUACCGCUAGAAGGGGGCACACGUACCACCAAUGGUACACAUGCCAUAGUUUGAGAACCACUGGUCUAGAGGAUUCCUAGGUCACUAAAACCAAAUCACAAUCCUAAAAUGUCUAUUGCUACGGUCUUCAGACAACCGUCUGGUGGUCCCACCGUUAAAGACUACCCGGUCCCAACACAAGUUCUUCUCCUGCCUGGCCCCCCAGUGGUGGAAUCAACUCCCC
Molecule: messenger RNA, 2287 nt
Organism: Hypomesus transpacificus
Lineage: Eukaryota; Metazoa; Chordata; Actinopteri; Osmeriformes; Osmeridae
Gene: plin2
Product: perilipin 2
Exons: 7
Coding region: 147-1424 (425 amino acids)
Biological process (GO): positive regulation of triglyceride storage; lipid storage
Cellular component (GO): lipid droplet; cytosol
Source: RefSeq, a predicted model, not a curated record